Molecule: messenger RNA, 905 nt
Organism: Vigna umbellata (rice bean)
Lineage: Eukaryota; Viridiplantae; Streptophyta; Magnoliopsida; Fabales; Fabaceae
Product: DNA-directed RNA polymerase subunit beta
Source: RefSeq, a predicted model, not a curated record
UAAUCUUGAAGAGACUAAGAGAGACCAUAGACGUCGUGAUCAGAAGCUUGAAGAGAAAAGCGUUCAUCUCAAUCUUCAAUUUUUUUUUCUUCUUCUUCCCUUUCGUAUCAGAGCCUUGAACGAUGUCGUUUGGAUCCUCUCUCUUGUCGCAUCCGCAUUCCGUUAGAUUCUUGUUCAACAACACCGGAAACUCUCGCUUCAAAGCCGCUGCCGAAGUUCCCGAUUCCCUCUCUGAGGAUUGGUUCAAAUCUCGCAAGAAAAGGCCCUUUGGUCCACGAUUAGAUUUUAGUGCAGAAGAUGCGGUGCAUUACCAGCUCGAAGCCUUGAAGUAUAACGAUCAACCUCGUCAAGACUAUGGAAUCGAGGUUAUGUACAGGUUCGCCGGAUUUGAUCCUUUUGAAAGGUCUACCUAUUUUGGGCCUUUCUUUGAUUUGGGCCAGUUUGAAAGGUUUAGGCGUAUUUUUCACCACUCUACUUAUCGAGUAUUGCUUGGUCACAAGGAGAGAAAGAUCAUGAGCACUUUGUUUGUCGAGGAGAACAAAUACAAGCAGCGGGUUUGGAUUCGUGGAAGUCGACCGGAGGAAGAAGAGAUAUUUCAAUUUACAAUGGUUCAGAGGGUUGGUGGAUGCUGGGAUGGUUACUGGUUGACAGAAUCUCUGCUUCACGACACUGAUACAUUUGCUGGUGGGUUAGCUUAUUAAGAAUCGUCUAAUGCAGGAGGAAUCAGGUUCACGAGAUUACUGUCAAAAGCAUGAAAUGAUCUGCAAUCACCAUCCUAAUCUGUAAAAUUUGGCCAUGGUUAAUCUGUAAAAUUUGAUUAUUGGAUGGUAUGAAUAGAAUUUACAACACGGCACACCAUGUACUUACAAAAUAUGUUCUUAGAUAUUAAAAUUCUAUACUUUGCA